AUGAAUCAAACAAGAAAAAAAAGAACAAUAUGUCUUCCAGUAGAUGGAAGUGAUCAUUCUAAACGUGCAGUUGAAUGGUUUAUUAAAGAAGUUUAUCGACCUGGUGAUGAAGUUCUAUUUGUACAUUGUUUAGAAUUACCACAUUUACCAGCAAUUAGUUUAACAUCUGGUUUAAAAGUACCUAUUGAUGAUUGGACUAAAGCACUUCAAGAAAAUAUCGCUCGAACAACUAAAUUGAACGAUGAGUAUGGUUAUAUGUGUGAAUGCAGUAAGAUACCAUACGAUUUUGUAAUAAAAAAUGGAAUAGCUCCAGGUGUUGGAAUAGUUCAAACUGUAGAAGAGCAUCACGCUGACUUAAUUGUUAUGGGUAAUCGUGGACUAAGUAGACUCAAACGUACACUACUUGGUAGUGUAAGUAGUUAUGUAGUACACAAUGCAUAUGUACCAUGUAUCAUGGUGCCACCGGUUUAA
Molecule: messenger RNA, 471 nt
Organism: Schistosoma spindalis
Lineage: Eukaryota; Metazoa; Platyhelminthes; Trematoda; Strigeidida; Schistosomatidae
Source: the annotation of a GenBank genome assembly